GAGGCUCAGCAUGCUCUAUCUGUCAGCAGGUCGUGGUGUAGGAUUCUCUGUGGAUCUGAAAGCCUGGACGAAGAACAGUGUUUCCUGUGGGUACCCAUAUUCACAGCCAUCCUUAACUUCCUUGCUAAUGUAUCUGCAGGUUGCUCCAUUGUUCACCAACAUGGAAGAGGUAGUUGGAUCCCCUGAGGAUAAAGAAUUUACAUGCUUCUCUGAUGCUAUAGCCAUUCACAAAGAGGGAGGUGAUGAUUUAUCUGUAGAAAAUGUCAAGAAUAUCGAGACUGCUGUGGAAGCAGGGAAUUGGGUAGAACUUGUCUCUAUCGUCAAGGAGAUCAAACAGGAAGCAUCGAGAACCACAGUGAAAAUUGCUGUAACUGGGGACUCCGGCAAUGGCAUGUCAUCCUUCAUCAAUGCUCUUAGGGAGAUUGGACAUGAGGAGGAGGAUUCAGCUCUCACUGGAGUGAGGACCACACAGAAACCGGCCCUAUACUCCUCCUCCAAGUUUCCCAAUGUGGAACUGUGGGACCUGCCUGGCACAGGGGUCACAUCCCAGAGCAUGGAGAACUACCUGAAGGAAAUGAACUUCAGAAAAUGUGACCUGAUCUUCCUCAUCGCUUCUGAGCAGUUCAGUUUGAAUCAUGUGAAGCUGGCCAAAGCCUUGCAGAGCAUGAGAAGGAGGUUCUAUGUCGUCUGGACAAAGCUGGACAGGGACCUCAGCACAAGUGCCCUCCCAGAACCCCAGCUACGGGAGAACAUCCUAAAGAACAUCCGGGAAAACCUCCAGGAGGAGGGGUUGGUGGAUCCCACUAUAUACCUAGUAUCCAACUUUAGUCCUUCUUUUCAUGACUUCCCGAAGCUUAGACACAAACUGACAAAAGACCUCCCUGAAAUCAAGUAUUAUAGUCUCUUUGGAAUCCUUUUUCAAGUCUGUGAGAAGAUUAUUGAUAAGAAAAUGAAAACCAUUAAAAAGUACAUAAAGGAGGAUAAUUUACAGGGAGGUUUAGGAAUCUCGGAUCCAAAUAAUCUGGCAGAGUGUCAUAAAGUCUUCCAGGAAUACUUUGGUGUGGAUGACAAAUCUCUCCGCCAGGUGGCUGUGACGAUGAGUCACCCGGAUACUUAUUUCACAGAUGCCAUGCAGUCCCAGGUUACACAGACGCACCAACUAGAUGGCUUGACACCGUCUCUGCUGCACCAGUUCCGUGAUCAAGCUGUUAAGUUUGCCUAUCGCUGUUUUCGCUCAACACACGCGCAACAGGAACAUGUACUUGAUGAAGCUGUUGAGAAAACCAAGAAAAUUCUGAAUAUAAUCUUGAAGGACACUCUCCUUCCUUAGGAAGGGCUAGCUAACCGAGAUUCCCUCCCCAGCUUUCUACCCGACAUCUACCCCCAGUUGAACUUAAUUGCUGUAUGGGUUUCAAGUUCCUUGAGAUUAAUCGGCCGACUCUCUUGACGUGCAUUGCCCACAGAAAAGAGUGCUAUGGGUUUUGAUUUUUUACCAUUUGUUUACUUUUAUUUUAACUGAACUUUCUGGGAUCCCAAUAUAGGAGACAUUUCCUUUUUCAAAUUGCACAGAAUUUCACGUUUGACACAUGGUCACCUUGGCAUCUAUGACUGAUAUAGUUUCUCUUAGAGGCCUCUUAAUUUUUGCUUCUUUCUUUUCUUCUCUCUUGUGGGAGGUAGAGCAUCCUUUUGGGAAUGAAAAAGAGCUUGUUUCUGUCCACUUUCUGAAAACGUGACUAGUAGAGGCCUGUUCUCUCUCUGUACCACUGGUCAUGGGAUUCACAAAGUGCUGACUGGAAGACUUCUAGGUCCCCCACAGUACCCCCAGUGGUGCCAAGGAUGUCAUGGCCUCUCACACUCAGGGCACCCACAGUCUUCUAUUGCAUCUGACUUGUUCAUCUACCCCUAACUCUACAGGCCAAACCCCUAUCCAGACACAUAGACCCUUCUCCCUUCCUCAUGGAGCUUUCCCAUUUCACUCAGGUGUGUGUGUGUGUGUGUGUGUGUGUGUGUGUGUUCAUUUAAGACAGAUGCUUCUCCGUGUGCUGUUACAUCCCAUUUUCUCAGUCCCCCUCUCAAUGGACGUCAGAGUGUGGUUGUAGGGUCCAGUCCAUCCAUUCAAACAACAGUCCUGAGUUUCAGUUUACCCUAAAGCAAUACCUGGUUUGGGGAAAGAUCACAAACUGAGUUCAAAUAGUCACCACUCAGGAAUGGACCAUCCAAGGGAAAAACACCAAAUAUUCCAAAGGAAAUGCCUAAUGUUCCAACCAUUGUAGAUGUAGAUUCCAACAUCACCAGAUAUCCCUUAGCCCAGCACACACCCAUCCUCUUUCACCAAGACACCCGUAGACAAAUGUCAGCCAAUCAGGGGUCCUGAACCUUAGAAAUCCCCUCACCUCAACCUCUGCUAUGUUAAGAACCCCACCCAAACGGUAGUUUUUAUGACUCUCUGACCUCACUGUGUUGUUGGAUGGGUGGAGGGUCCAAGCUCAAGCCUGAAUAAAAGCUCUUUGCUUUUGCA
Arvicola amphibius (Eurasian water vole) is the source of this 2518-nucleotide messenger RNA. RefSeq names its product immunity-related GTPase family M protein 1-like. The transcript has a single exon. Bases 11 to 1330 code for a protein of 439 amino acids. Gene Ontology annotation, cellular component: endoplasmic reticulum membrane. Lineage: Eukaryota; Metazoa; Chordata; Mammalia; Rodentia; Cricetidae. Gene Ontology annotation, biological process: defense response; cellular response to interferon-beta. Gene Ontology annotation, molecular function: GTP binding; GTPase activity. The record is from RefSeq and is a predicted model, not a curated record.